UCACGCGCCGGAAUCGUCCGCGUCGCCAAUAGACUGCGGGGUGGGGCGCACAUCAUCCCCGCCCCCACGGUUGUUGCGCAGGCUCCAGGCUGAGGGAGGAGGCGCGCGAAGCAGAAGAAGAAACUAUCACAAUUUGGAAAAUGAAGAUUGUUUUAGGAAUUCAUCCUAAUGCACUGGCAUAUUCCAUGACCACAUUAGGUGCUGGAAUGAUGAACAGUAUCUUUAAUUUCUACUAUGUUAAGCUUUUCUUAAACCAAUACAAGAUUUCAGAAAUUGCCUUUCAUCAAGCUCAGGUGGUUUUUAUGAUAUGGAAUGCCAUUAAUGACCCUCUCUUUGGGUAUAUUCAAGACAACUCCAAACUCCCAUGCUGUUCGAGACGCCAGUUUUCCAUUUUAUAUGGAGCUCCAUUGUAUGCCUUAGCCUUUUUGCUUCCAUGGUUUCCUUGGAAACAUUAUCAGGAAGGUGACUGGCUAAGUGGUCUUCACCUUAUUGUUGCUUUAUGUGCUUUUGAUGGCUUGCUUACAUUUGUUUUGCUAGCACAGUGUGCACUUUUUGCAGAGAUUUCAAGUAGACAUGAAAGUAGACUUCAGCUCAUUAAAUAUAGCCAAGUGGCAUCGUUAGUUGGAUCAACCAGCAUUCUCUUUUGUGGACUAAUAUCUGAUAACAUGGAAAAUUUUACCUACUUUCAAGGCUUUACUGUUUUAGUUGCAGUAUUAGCGACUGCAUGUAUGUGUUACACUGGCAUGUAUAGCACUAGUCAGUAUGAACAGAGAGAAUCUCUCAUGGAAGACACUAGCUUCGGAAAUGAUGAUAGAAAUCUUUCCUGGUCUUCUGUAAUUUCUUUGACCAAACAGAUCAUGACAGAGAGAAACUUUGUGCUUUUUGUGACUAUGAACUUCUUUCAAGUGUUCCACCUAGCUUUCUGCAACAAUUUCAUGAUGAUCUUUGCGGAUAAUCUCAUCCCUAAGGAUGUCCUUUCCUCCUUUAUAAGAAGCAUCAUGUAUGGGGCAGGCUUUAUUUGUCCUCAGUGUCUCGUACUUCUCAGCCAGAGUUUGUUGAAGAAGUUUGGUUAUUAUAAGAUCAUCUUGUUUUCUUUUUACUUAGAAGUAAUAACUGCAGCUGCUAUGUUUGCUGUAGGGCCUGAACACUAUUAUUUCCUGGCAUUUUAUCUCACAGCAAACAUGGUAAUUGUUCAAGCUUCAUUCAGUUUGUUUAAUCUGCCCUUGGCAGAUAUUGUUGAUGCAGACUUAAUAAAGCAUAAACGGAGAUCACCACUUUCCUCCAUGGUUUUUGGUACCAAUGCUUUAUUUACCAAGCCUGCCCAGUCUUUGGCUCCUAUGCUUGUGGUUAUGAUAUUAAAUCAAUUUGGAUAUGAGCACCUGAAUAAUAAAGUUAUUCAGCCUGAUUCAAGUUUGUUUUUAGGUCUUCAUGAAGCCAUGUUCUACUUGAUUUGUCUCAUUCCACUUGGCAUUACAGUUGUACAGAUUUUGACUUGGACUCACUUUUCCAUCCAGAACAGUCAUAUGUUGACUACACGCUGAAUUUUUACUACUUAGUCUGUAUAUUAAGGGUCUGAUUUGUCCGUUGAACUGUAGGACUACAAUUAGUGCAUUUAAAAUGCAAGUAAGCAUAAUUCUUUUUAAUGGACUAAUAGACCAAAAGCAACCUGAGCCAUUGAAUUUAAGAAUGCAUCUAUGGUGGCUGCAAAGCAUCCUGUUGAACUUCUUCAGCCUUAAUACACAAUUUAUUCAUAGUUUCUUUUUCGACUUCAGUUACCAUAUAUGCUAUUAACAUAUGGUAAUUGUAUGGUUUUUAGUGAUGCCUUGUGGACUCUGAAAAUGUCUUUAACUUACACAAGCACUAAAGAUAUAAGGUAUUUUCUGCUAUGUGUAGGUAUUACUCAUCUCUGUUAAGAAUGGAUUUGUCAGAAACCUGCCCCUUCAUCUGGCCCUCAUGGGUAGGGGCCUACUCAAAUCGUGAUUUUACAAUAUUUGUAGAAACCGCAAAAAACAGCAAUCUCCGCAAUUUCUGCAAAAAACGGCAUUGGCUGCAAUUUCCCAGGAAAUCAACCAAAAAAAAUAAAAUGCUGGCUCCCUAGUGGGAGGCAGUGGUCCUUCAUCCUGCUGUGGCCUGGUCAUGCAGCCCUCCCUGGUGGGGAAGGUGCAACACAAGGGGUAGCCAAGAUGGUGGCUGCCCCCUCGUGCCUCUCUGCCAAUCAGGAGCAAGGCCAGCAGGAAAUGACCAUGGAAUCAGCUCUCCAGGCCGCAGUCAAGCUGUGAAAAUUGCUUUCUCUUGCCAUGAGUUAGGUAGGUCCCUUUUCAUGGGAACUGCUUUCUUGCAUAUUCAGUGAAAGACUGUGGAAUGAUUUUAUUUUCCCUUACAAAAAGCUAGACCAAGUUAACCAAGAAAAGGAUGGAUUGUUGGAGCUAGAAAGAAAGAGUUUUCAAUAGUCUGCCUAACUAAUACACACAAAUACUUCCAGUUACAGUAGGAAGAGGUGGGGUAACACAUUGGCCUGUUAAAGUCAACAUAAAUUAGGAACACAUUAAAUACUGUUAAAUUAAGUUUUGAGGGCUGUGGGAGAAGUUUUGUACUUUGUUAGCUACACAAGUGUCUGUUACUUGGUGCCAUUAAACUAAAAAAGCUUUAAGGGUUUCAGUAGGUUGGAUUACUUUUUAUAAUUGUUUUAGCACUUUACACAUAAGGUCUUAUCUGCUGAUGGACUUGUGUUUGAUUUAGCUAGACAAGGCUGACACAUUUAAAACUGUAUUGAAUCAAACUACCAAUUUUAGUAGUGCUGGAUUUGUUAGAAACUUGAUUUUUCUAAUAGCCAAAGUUAGUUUUUGAUUUAGCCCUAGCGAAGCUGUUCCAGUCCUAAUCUUUUAAAUAGUCUGAAUGAUAUUUAAAAAUAAGGACACUUCAUCAUAUCAGUUUGGAAAUGCAUAGGGCUGUUGAUUCAGUCCUUCCAAUAUAACGUGCGUAAUGCUGUACAUCUUACAAAAACAAUUUUUUUACUCCUGUGUGAAACUGCUGUUUCUCUCAUAUAUUAAUGAUGGAAUACUAAAAUGAUUAUUUGAAAUGAGCUGUAUCAGUUUUCAAGUAAUGUAAUGACAUUUUGUUUUUCUCCAACACUCAGGUGUUGCUUAAGUAAACAACCAGUCUCCUAGUUUUUGCUCUGUUUUGAUUGGUUCAAGGCUUUAGCACCUAGGCUGUUUACUGGAAUUACAACUGUAUGAACUCACAAAAAAUGUAUGUAUAUUCAGAUUCAAAAAAAUUGAAACAUGUCAACUUAUUUCUAAGGCUCUAAGUUCAUCCCAAUAAAUAUUUUGGGGGAGGACAACACAAAGCUGCUGUUGGAGUUUGAGGGAAAGCAGCAAAGUUUCUCUUUAGGUAUCCUGGCCUUUACACCAGCUUCCCAUUACUAUCACUGACAUGCUGUGGGACCUUGGGAAACUAGUUUAUCUUCUUUGUGCCUUUGUUUCCCUGUUUGUAAAAUGGGAACAUUGAUACUGUCCUGUCUUUGAAUCUAGUUAAGCACAGUGUAAGAGCUAGAUGCUCUAUUUGGAGUAUAUAUGUUGACUUCAGCAAUCUUAAGAUUAAAUUAAAAUGCAAGCAAUCAAAAGCAUAACACAGUCUUAAAAUAUAGUUACAUUUAACUGCUCUUUUUUUAUAACUAGUCUUGCCAGAGAAAUACACUAAUCAUUAAUCUGCAUUGUAUACUUUAAUGUCAGUAUGUUUUCAGUGUCUUCUAUAUUUGUACAAAAAGAAUAGUGGGAUUUUCAUGUGACUGGAUUUUAAAUAUUGUUUUUUAUUACCCCCCCCCCCCC
Messenger RNA from Gavialis gangeticus (Gharial), 3827 nucleotides. Its product is annotated as transmembrane protein 180-like. Bases 141 to 1541 code for a protein of 466 amino acids. The transcript is spliced from 7 exons. NCBI's taxonomy places the organism in Eukaryota, Metazoa, Chordata, Crocodylia, Gavialidae. The record is from RefSeq and is a predicted model, not a curated record.